Molecule: messenger RNA, 3456 nt
Organism: Callorhinchus milii (elephant shark)
Lineage: Eukaryota; Metazoa; Chordata; Chondrichthyes; Chimaeriformes; Callorhinchidae
Gene: pcdh19
Product: protocadherin 19
Exons: 4
Coding region: 70-3390 (1106 amino acids)
Biological process (GO): homophilic cell-cell adhesion
Cellular component (GO): plasma membrane
Molecular function (GO): calcium ion binding
Source: RefSeq, a predicted model, not a curated record
UGUGUGUGUGUGUGUGUGUGUGUAUAUGCAUAUGUGCUUCAUCACCUCAGCCACAAUGAGCUGUUUGCAAUGAAUCCGAAACUCAACAGGUACCGAUCGGGGAUGGAUUUGAUACUGCUGCUGCUGUCCUUGCUCCUUUGGGCUCGGGGCGCCGCCGUUAUUAACCUGAAAUACUCCAUCGUGGAAGAGGAGAGAGCCGGGACCCUCAUCGGGAAUAUAGCGAAGGACGCCGGGUUCGCAACUUCGGAGCAGAAGGUGCCCAUUUUCCGCGUUCUGUCCAAUUCCGCCCCUCACUUGAUAGACAUCAACCCAUCGACCGGUUUGCUGGUGACCAAGCAGAAGAUCGACCGGGACCUGCUCUGCAGACAGGGUUCCAAAUGCCUGAUCUCGCUGGAGGUGAUGGUCAACUCCAUGGAGAUAUGUGUGGUCAAGGUGGAGAUCCUGGACGUCAACGACAACGCGCCGAGUUUCCCCACGGAGCAGAUCGACCUGGAGAUCUCGGAGACGGCCAGUCCCGGGACCAGGGUGCCCUUGGAGAGCGCUUACGACCCAGACGCGGGCCAAUUCGGGGUCCAGAGUUACCAGAUCACCCCCAACGACCUGUUCGGUUUGGAGAUCAAGACCAGGGGCGACGGAUCUCGCUUCGCAGAGCUGGUGGUGGAGAAGGAGCUCGACCGAGAGACCCAAUCGCACUACAGCUACAUGAUCACCGCCCUGGAUGGAGGAGACCCUCCCAACUUCGGGACCACCGAACUGAACAUCAAAGUCAUCGACUCCAACGAUAACUACCCGGUGUUCGACGAGCCGUCGUACGCGGUGAACGUGUUGGAAAACGCGCCCACCAACUCGCUGGUCAUCGACCUGAACGCUUCGGAUCCGGACGAAGGGACCAACGGGGAAAUCGUUUACUCCUUCAACAGCUACGUGUCCGACAAGACCAGGGAACUCUUCAAACUGGACCCCAGGAGCGGGGCGAUCACGGUGAGGGGUCACAUCGAUUACGAGGAGGGCAGCAUCUACGAAAUCGACGUCCAAGCCAAGGACCUGGGUCCCAACUCCAUCCCCGCUCACUGCAAAGUCACCGUCAACGUGGUGGACGUGAACGACAACGUCCCCGUUAUCACCCUCUUCUCGGUCAACAGCGAGACGGUGGAGGUGAGUGAGGCGGCUCCUCCGGGCUACGUGAUCGGUCUGGUUCGCGUGUCGGACCGGGACUCCGGGGCGAACGGUCGGGUUCAGUGCAAACUCUUGGGCAACGUCCCGUUCAAGUUGCAGGAGUACGAGAGCUUUUACACCAUCCUGGUAGACGGGCGGCUGGACCGGGAGCAGAGGGACCAGUACAACUUGACCAUCUUGGCCAAAGACGGGGGCUCUCCUUCGCUGCAGUCCACCAAAUCCUUCACCGUCAAGAUCACGGACGAGAACGACAACCAUCCCCACUUCUCCAAACCUUUCUACCAAGUCAUCGUCCAGGAGAACAACACUCCGGGUUCCUAUCUGCUCUCGGUCUCCGCCAGGGAUGUCGACCUGGGGCUGAACGGGAGCGUCUCCUACCAAAUCGUCCCAUCCCAAGUCAAGGACAUGCCCGUGUUUACCUAUGUGUCCAUCAACCCCACCUCUGGGGACAUCUACGCCCUGAGGUCCUUCAACCACGAGCAAACCAGGUCCUUCGAGUUUAAGGUCAUGGCCAAGGAUGGGGGGAGUCCUGCCUUGGAAAGCAACGCCACCGUCAGGGUGAUAGUUCUGGACGUCAACGACAACGUCCCGGUCAUAACGGCCCCACCUCUGGUCAACGGCACCACCGACAUCUACAUCCCCAGGAACGUGGGGUCGGGGUAUCUGGUGACGGUGCUGAAAGCCGACGACUACGACGAAGACGACAACGGGCGCUUGACCUACCAGAUCGCCGACGGCGACCGAGGCUUCUUCGAGAUCGAUAAGGUCAAGGGCGAGAUCAAGACCAUCAGGAGCUUCGGGGACGGGGCCGAGACGAGUUACGAGUUGAUCGUGGUCGCCCAGGAUCACGGCAAACCCGCCCUGUCCUCCACAGCCUUGAUCAUGGUCUACCUCUCCCCGGCCCUGGACGCCCAGGAAUCCACCGGCUCCUUGAACCUGUCCCUGAUCUUCAUCAUCGCCUUGGGGUCCAUCGCCGCCAUCCUCUUCGUGACCAUGAUCUUCGUGGCCGUCAAGUGCAAGCGGGACAACAAGGAGAUCAGGACCUACAACUGCAGGGUGGCCGAGUAUUCCUAUGGGCAGCAGAAGAAACCCAAGAAGAAGAGCAAGAUCAGCAAGAACGACAUCCGACUGGUACCCAGGGACAUGGAGGAGACCGACAAGAUGAACGUGGUCAGCUGCUCGUCGCUCACCUCCUCGCUCAACUACUUCGACUACCACCAGCAGAGCCUGCCCCUGGGCUGCAGGAGAUCCGAGGCCACUUUUCUCAACGUGGAGAACCAAAACUCGAGGAACGCCGCCGGGAACAACGUGUACCACACCUUCACCAGCACUCAGGGCUCCCAGCAGCCAGACCUGAUCAUCAACGGGAUUCCCCUGCCGGAGUCGGAGAAUUACUCCAUCGAGUCAAGCUAUGUGAACAGCAGACAGCACCUUAUUAAAAGUAGUUCCACAUUCAAGGAUCUGGAAAGAAACAGUCUCAAGGACAGCGGACACGAAGAAAGUGACCAAACUGACAGCGAACAUGAUGUGCACCGAGGCCUGUACUGUGACACAGCCAUCAAUGAAGUACUGAAUACAACUCUUAAUUCCACUGGCUCGCAGGUACCUGAGCAAGAUCAGAACGAAGGAUUCACCUGCAUGGAAGAAUGUCGGAUUCUUGGCCACUCGGACAGAUGUUGGAUGCCGCGGGUCCCUCUGCCAAGUCGUGCCAAAUCCCCUGACCGUGGCAGGAAUGUUAUUGCGCUGUCUAUAGAAGCCACCAGCGUGGACUCUGAGCCCUACGAGGAUGGGAGCGCCAAGAGAACUUUUGCAACUUUUGGCAAAGACCCAAGGGAACGCACUGCUGAGAACGAAAAAACAGAUGUAAAGGGGAAAAGGACAUUUGACCUGCCCAUGUGUAGCCCAAAAGUGAAUGGUUCAGUCUCCAGUAGCCAGGAAACAAGCAACGGUAUUGACAUUUCGAGUCCCGCCAGCACGCCUGUACAUUUGAGCAGUCCCACGUCCAACAGGCCUCCAGUCACAUUCUCCAUGAUGCACUGUCCAGCCACACGAGACCUCGACCGAGCCGUCAAUCACGUCUCCUCGCGUCUGUCGGAGCCAGCAUCCAGGGAGGUCGACUCAGAGCAGGUCGCUCGAGAGAUCAACCACCUUCUGCACGACUGCAGGGAAAAGGACUCGCCGGGUAUCAAACGAAUACAGGACAUUGUACUGUGAUGGCCAUCCCACACACAACCAACGAUGCAGAUGACUAUUAGCACCGUGACAGUUUGUAGUCGCUUC